This is a messenger RNA of Anguilla rostrata (American eel), 3578 nucleotides long. RefSeq names its product exocyst complex component 5 (gene exoc5). Lineage: Eukaryota; Metazoa; Chordata; Actinopteri; Anguilliformes; Anguillidae. Gene Ontology annotation, biological process: exocytosis; Golgi to plasma membrane transport. The transcript is spliced from 18 exons. The coding region runs from base 206 to 2332 and encodes 708 amino acids. The record is from RefSeq and is a predicted model, not a curated record. Gene Ontology annotation, cellular component: exocyst; cytoplasm.
UGGGUGGGGCUUGUCGUCUCCAUUUCCGGCCCGGACAUGGCUGCUGGAUGCAGGAAGCACAGAGGCUGUUGUGUACAAUCUUGAACAACAUCAGACAUUAUUUGGAAAUAAAAAUUGAACCGGUUGAUCUGCAAGUCCACUGUGUUUCCCGGGCCAGUCCGGUUUACAGUUACCGCAGACAUAAGAUUUCUGUCGGAAACAAACAAUGGCAGCUACAGCUCAACUAUUCGAGGAACCUUUUGAUGCAGAUGAGUACAUUGAGAGGCUGGCAUGGAGGACCCCUGGAGGGGGCUCUAAAGGGGGUGCUGAGGCUUUUGACCCAAAAAGGCUGCUAGAAGAGUUUGAGAACCACAUCGAAGAGCUCAAACAGCUGGACGAGCGCAUCCAGCGGCGGGUGGAGAAGCUGGAGCAGCAGUGUCACCGGGAGGCCAAGGAGUUUGCCCGUAAAGUGCAGGACCUCCAGAGGAGCAACCAGGUGGCUUUCCAGCAUUUCCAGGAGCUGGACGAGCACAUCAGCUAUGUGGCAACCAAGGUGUGUCACCUUGGCGACCAGCUGGAAGGUGUGAACACGCCACGGCAAAGAGCGGUGGAGGCCCAGCGCCUCAUGACCUACUUCAACGAGUUCCUGGAUGGGGAGCUGCGCAGCGAUGUGUUUAACAACCCUGACAAGAUUAAAGAAGCCGCUGACAUCAUUCAGAAGCUGCACCUCAUCGCACAGGAGCUGCCCUUUGACAGGUUUGCUGAUGUAAAGGCCAAGAUAGCCAGUAAAUAUCAUGACCUGGAGCGUCAGCUGAUCCAGGAGUUCACUGCUGCUCAGCGCAGGGGGGAGAUUGGCCGCAUGCGGGAGGUGGCCGCAGUGCUGCUGCACUUCAAGGGCUACGCACAUUGCGUCGACGUCUACAUUAAGCAGUGCCAGGAGGGGGCCUACGUGCGGACCGACGUCUUCGAGGACACGGCCGUCUUGUGCCAGCGGGUCAACAAGCAGGUGGGCGAGGUCUUCUGCAGCCCCGAGACCGUCAUGGCCAAACUCAUCCAGAACAUCUUCGAGAACAAACUGCAGACCCACGUAAGAGAAAAACUGGAGGAGACCCGGCGGUCCGACUCGGAGCAGUACCUCAAAAACCUGUAUGACCUCUACACCAGGACGACGGGUCUGGCCACCAAGCUGACGGAGUUCAACCUGGGCUCGGACAAGCACACCUUCCUGUCCAAGCUGAUCAAGAACAUAUUCUCCUCCCACCUGGAGAGCUACAUGGACAUGGAGCGCGAGUACCUGCGCACGCGCAGCGCCAUGAUCCUGCAGCGCUACUACGACUCAAAGAACCACCAGAAGCGCCCGCUGGGCACCGGCAGCAUCCAGGAGCUGAAGGAGCGGAUCCGACAGCGCACCAACCUGCCGCUGGGGCCCAGCAUCGACACCCACGGCGAGACCUUCCUCUCCCAGGAGGUGGUGGUCAACCUGCUGCAGGAGACGCGCCACGCCUUCGAGCGCUGCCACAGGCUGUCAGACCCCUCAGACCUGCCCAGGAAUGCCUUCUCCAUCUUCCUGCUGCUGGUGGAGCACCUGUGUGUAGACCACAUCGACUACGCCCUGGAGAUCGGCCUGUCAGCAAUCCCCUCGGCGGACGCCAAGAACGCCAACCUCUAUUUCCUGGACGUGGUCCAGCAGGCCAACACCAUCUUCCACCUCUUCGACAAGCAGUUCAACGACCACCUAAUGCCCCUCAUCAGCUCGUCCCCCAAGCUCACCGAGUGUCUGCACAAGAAGAAAGAAGUGAUUGAGCAGAUGGAGGUGAAGCUGGACACCGGCAUCGACAGGACUCUGAACUGCAUGGUGGGCCAGAUGAAGUACAUCCUGACCACUGAGCAGAAGAAGACGGACUUCAAGCCAGAGGACGAGAACAACGUCAACAUCCAGUACACCACCGCCUGCUCCAAGGUUUGCGCCUACGUCAGCAAGCAGGUGGAGAAGGUGCGUCAGUCCAUGGACGGGAAGAACGUGGACACGGUGCUGACGGAGCUGGGCGUGCGUUUCCACCGCCUCAUCCAUGAGCACCUGCAGCAGUUCAGCUACAGCUCCAUGGGCGGCAUGCUGGCCAUCUGCGACGUGGCCGAGUACCGCCGCUCCGCCAAAGACUUCCGGGUCCCUCUGGUCCUGCAGCUCUUUGACACUCUCCAUGCCCUCUGUAAUCUUCUUGUGGUUGCCGCAGACAACCUCAAGCAGGUGUGCUCAGGAGAGCAGCUUACCAAUCUGGACCGAAACUUGCUGCACGCCUUCGUCCAGCUAAGAGCCGACUAUCGUUCCUCCAGGCUGGGCCGACAUUUCAGCUAAUGACCACCAGGGGUCACUGUAACUUCCUCGUAGCCAAUGACACUACCGCCCAAUCACACCACACCUUCCAUAUUUCUGCAUCUACCUUCUAUACUCCACAGCAUCAUCCCCACAAACAAACAUACCCAGCUUCCCUAGACAGCCAAUCAGGAGUGAUAUUAAAAUCCUGCACCUUGUAUUUCAGUCAGCUUCCUUCUGGCUUAUCGUAGACUUUCAGAGGAACUCACCCAGUGAAUUACAGAAACCUCCAAUGGGUCUGGACUCGUGCACUUUUCAAGAUAUUCAAACCUGCACUGACUGCAAUGCCAUUCUGCCCAUUCCUGUUUUACUGGGCCUAGUUUAACUGUCAGAAAUGUAAUCCCUCUAAUAUUGACAGACACCGAUAGAGAGCAUUUCAUCUGUUCUAUAUCCUGGCUGUUUCUAAAACAACCAUAGCUGUAUUAGAUAGACGAGAAUGACUGAACAGUUGAAUUUUUAGGAGCUCACUUCUGUUCCUUUUUUGUUGUUGCUUUCAUUGUGCCAAAUAUGAGUGCUGUGAGGAAGAGCAGCUCUGAAGGAGCCUGCCGUUCAGCCUUGCUAAGGUCUCCAAAGCACUGCUUAUUUUGGGAUGGGGGGGGGGGGGUCGCUACGGGCCAGCUCUGCUCUGGGAAGCGGACUGGAACUAAACCCCGGCCGCGGCGCAUUCUCCCCGGCGUUCCCAGGCCAGAGUCCGCCGCGCCAGGCGCGGAGAGGAACGCAGCAGCUGCCUUUGCCCUUUGACCCCUCGGGGGAGGUCAGUCUCAUGUCGAGAACACGGUGGUCUCCCCGCUAAUCGCGUCUGACGUAUGUCCAGGUGACCGGCUCGCCGCUCCGGUCGAGGUGGAAGCCCCAGUGAUGUCACCGAAAGCCGUUUCGCCACAAAGAUCAGAGAGUGGCUGAGGCUCACCAGGAGACAGUCUCACGCAGACGCUCCCAUGCACAGGAGUAGGCUCUUUGCUGCGAUUCAGAGCGGGCUUCUCUCUCGACUCCCCACAGCAUCUUAGCAUUCUAAAGAACCUUUGUUACAGAAACUUUUUUUUUUUUGUCCGCGCUCUGUAGAAUCUACAGUAGUCGAUGGUCACAUGAUUGGGGCAGCAUGGUUGGUGUUUUGUUUCUGUUGAGUCACUAAGGCCCAAAGCAGGGCUGUCCUUGCCUCCAUCCCCAUGCUGCCACUGUACAGCUCCUCGCCUUUGUUAAUGAUUAAUAAAGAAGGUUAUGUUGUGUUAAA